Molecule: messenger RNA, 685 nt
Organism: Coccinella septempunctata (seven-spotted ladybird)
Lineage: Eukaryota; Metazoa; Arthropoda; Insecta; Coleoptera; Coccinellidae
Gene: RpI12
Product: DNA-directed RNA polymerase I subunit RPA12
Exons: 3
Coding region: 132-482 (116 amino acids)
Biological process (GO): DNA-templated transcription; termination of RNA polymerase I transcription
Cellular component (GO): RNA polymerase I complex
Molecular function (GO): DNA-directed RNA polymerase activity; nucleic acid binding; zinc ion binding
Source: RefSeq, a predicted model, not a curated record
CAUCAAAAUAUUUAGAUUCUUAUCUUAACCACAGAUUACAGAGUUAACACAUCGAAGUCGUUUCUUCAGUUAGUUAUUUUUCCACCUUGUGUUUAAAAUUAUCUAUUUCAAAGUUUACUUUUGUUAUUGAAAUGUCCCUUAGAGUUGAUGAAGCUUUUUGUGAUGAAUGUGGAUCGAUCCUGCCAGUAUUGAGCAAAGAUGGGGUUACUUGUUUUUACUGCAAGAAGAUAUUUAAUACAACAGUGUUCAAGGAUGCAACAGUCAAAUAUAAAAUAAAUUUCAAUGGAGAAAUUAUGGAGGACAGUAGCUUCCAAAGCAUCCUUGAACAACACAUCGAAGGUCCUGUUGUGGAAAGAAAGUGCCCUAGGUGCAAUAAUGACAGGAUGUCAUAUGCGACAUUACAGUUGAGGUCCGCUGAUGAAGGACAAACUGUUUUUUAUACAUGCACUAGUUGCAAAUUCAAGGAAGCUGAGAACUCUUGAAUAAAAAUGUUCAAGGAUGCAACAGUCAAAUAUAAAAUAAAUUUCAAUGGAGAAAUUAUGGAGGACAGUAGCUUCCAAAGCAUCCUUGAACAACACAUCGAAGGUCCUGUUGUGGAAAGAAAGUGCCCUAGGUGCAAUAAUGACAGGAUGUCAUAUGCGACAUUACAGUUGAGGUCCGCUGAUGAAGGACAAACUGUUUUUUA